Messenger RNA from Seriola aureovittata, 1412 nucleotides. RefSeq names its product zinc finger protein 287-like. NCBI's taxonomy places the organism in Eukaryota, Metazoa, Chordata, Actinopteri, Carangiformes, Carangidae. The record is from RefSeq and is a predicted model, not a curated record. Bases 91 to 1149 code for a protein of 352 amino acids. The transcript has 2 exons.
GGCAGUGAGUGAACACAGCGGCUGGAUCUAACGACGGACACGCCGUCAUCAGAGAGCUGACCUCCCUCCUCCGCCGUGACUCUGUGAACCAUGUCCAGACUCCAGAGUCUGAAGGUCUCCAUCCACCAGCGGCUGGCCGCCGCUGUGGAGGAGAUCUUCGGACUUUUAGACCAAACAUUGACCGAGUAUGAGGAGGAGAUGAACCGCCACCAGAAGCUGCUGGAUGCGGCUUUCAAACCUGAGAUCACAGCGCAGAAAAAAGGAUUUCAUGCAGAGGUCCAGCAGCUGUUGGUGAGUCAAGCAGAUGUUUCCUCUGAGCAGCAGCAGCAGGAGUGGAGCUCCAGUCUGGACCAGGAGGACCAGGACGACCCAGAGCCCCCACACAUCAAAGAGGAACAGGAGGAACUCUGGACCAGUCAGGAGGGAGAGCAGCUUCAAGGACUGGAGGAGGCUGAUAUCACCAAGUUCACAUUCGCUCCUGACCCUGUAAAGAGUGAAGAUGAUGAUGAUGAUGAUGAAAAGAAAGCUCAGUCUUCGCAGCUUCAUCAAAGCCAGCCUGAGAGGAACAGAGACGGGGAGCGUUUGAGACCGGAAAUUCAAGGAGAUGUCUGUAGGGGAUCAGAACCAGCAGGAAACUCGGUUCCGGAUAGACUUUUACGAAAAGAUAAUUAUGUCAAGACCUCUCAAGACAUAGAAGAAAGGAAUUAUUAUUGGAUGGAGACCAGAGACCCUCAGGCACAUUUCAGUACUCUACACUGUAACGUAGUCCCUGCAGAUGAUAGGGAGUGUAACACCGGAGCGAAAUCGUACAGCUGCUCCGAGUGCGGUAAAAGAUUCGGCCACAAGGGGACUCUGCAGAGACACGUCCGAUGCCACACAGGAGAGAAACCGUUCGGUUGCACGACCUGCGGGAAAAGAUUCACGCAGAGCGGACCUUUGGUGCACCACUUGCGGCUUCACACAGGAGAGAAACCGUUCACCUGCUCGGUCUGCGGCAAGAGGUUCACGCAGAAGGGAAACCUGACGUGCCACAUGACGGUGCACACCGGGGAGAAACCAUUCAGCUGCAGCGUUUGCGAGAAGCGAUUCACCAGACAGUCGCGUGUCAAAAAGCACAAGUGUGUCGUCGAGAGCGGCAGCAGUCUGUAGCAAAGGCGACACCUGUCCAUGGGAAAAGAUUUAAUGCUGCUCAUUUGGCAGACACCAUUAUUUCAUUUUUUUUUUUCAAUCUUUUUAAAUGUGUUGCCGACAGCAAAGACAAUAAAGUAGACGCAACAUAAUAGUUCCAGACUAAGAAGGAAACCCAAGAUCUCAAUGAAGACUGGCAGGUGUCAGGGGUAGUAACAUUUGUCAAAAUUCAUGUGUACAAAUUAGUAAUUUAUAUGUUCAGAUAAAAUAUUUGUCCACAGGAA